Hippocampus comes (tiger tail seahorse) is the source of this 2564-nucleotide messenger RNA. RefSeq names its product centrosomal protein 76 (gene cep76). The coding region runs from base 243 to 2231 and encodes 662 amino acids. The record is from RefSeq and is a predicted model, not a curated record. Lineage: Eukaryota; Metazoa; Chordata; Actinopteri; Syngnathiformes; Syngnathidae. Gene Ontology annotation, biological process: regulation of centriole replication. Gene Ontology annotation, cellular component: centriole. The transcript has 13 exons.
AACAGUCCAUUAACAUGCAUUUGUUGUUGGCUUCAUGUUCACGUUUAAAAAAAAUGUAAAACAUUAACUGCCUGGCUGGGCGUCAUCAGGCAUAUGCAAAGACCUUUUCCCGCUUGCUUGCCGCUGCAGACGGAACAGUUGUGCGUGUUGUUUAUAUCGAUUCCAAUCGUUGUCAAGCGCUUUUUACUCACAAUUGGACCGCCGUUAACGAAUUUAUAGUUGCCCGGAGCCCAGCUGUUGUAAUGGCUUUUCGUCCGGAGAAGGUCUCCGAGCUGAAGCAAAUUAUACACAACCAUCUGAUGAAGAUGGAUAUUCACGGGAAGAUCCGAGAGGUGUUGUCUGAGACUUUGAGGGAUGAACAAGGUACAGCUCAUCAAAUGUUAUCUGAGGCAGACUUCCUCCAUGCAUUGCAGCGCAGAGGCAUCAUCGACGACGUGAUGAAGGACCUACACUUUCCGCAGGUAGCGCCUACACAUAUGGAAACCGGAUCGCCUCCAAAAUCCAUCCCUCACUUGACAAACGAAGAAAACAUUCGGCCGACAAAAACCAAUAUCGACCCAUCCAGACGUCACCUGUAUUUGCAAGUGCUUGGUGGUAAGGCCUUCUUGGAGCAUCUGCAGGAGCCAGAACCUUUACCUGGUCAGGUGUGCUCCACGUUCAAGUUAUUCCUGCACUUCCGAAAUCAGAGGUUUCACUCAAAGCCAGUGCCCUGUGCCUGUGACCCUGACCUGCAGGAGGGCUUCCUCUUCCAAAUCCACAUAGAUGGCACAGGAGAAGGAGGCAAGAUGGCAGAUGCGACCAAUAUGUUGUCCAUAUGUGAUCCAGUUCACUUAGUGCUGAUCAAGACUGACACCGCCGGUGAGACAGCUCUGGUCUCAUCCUACUUCCUGGACUGGAGGACAGUCCUUAGUUCACCUAGUGGGAAGACAUGCUUGGCUGUGGAACUGAUGGGAGUGGGAAGUGAAAGCAAGUUGCCGGCUGGUGUUUUGACAAUCAGUCUUGAGCUCUACCCUCCUCUCACAGACACACUGAGUGCUGACAUCAUCAGCACACAGCAAUCACUAGAAAGGCAGAGGACAGCGGAAAAGGAGAGAAUCUUCCUGGUUUAUGCCAAACAGUGGUGGAGGGAGUUUCUUGAGAUCCGGACAUCAAACCAGUCCAAAAUGGUCAAAAUCUUUGCACAGGAUGAAAAUGGCAUCAACAGACCGGUGUGCUCCUAUGUGCAUAUCCUCCGGGCCGGCCGGCUGCUCGAGAGUCCUCGGCGGGCGGCCCGCUUUGUUAGCCUCCUGGCACAUGAGAAGGCCCCAAUGGUGGGAGGAGGAGAGAAGCAUGAGCAGUGGUGCACAUUAUUGGCUUUCCUGUGUCGAGGAAAGGGGGACUGCGAGGACCACUCUACCCUGUUGUGCAGCCUCCUGCUGGGCUUUGGCCUUGACGCUUAUGUGUGUGUGGGCACCAAAGCUAAGGGGAUACCCCACACCUGGGUCCUGACCCGAGGUACUGAUGGAAGUAUCACUUUCUGGGAGAGCCUGACUGCACACAGAUACCUUCAUCAAGCCAUAGACCCCGAUGCCCCACCUUUGGCCCCCCAGCCUAAACCCUCAUACCCCUACCGCACUGUGGGUUGCGUCUUCAACCACCAGAGCUUUCUGGCCAACUGUCAGCCCUCUGACGCUGUGGAGCUUUGUGUCUUUGACCUCCAGAAUCAAUCACGGUGGAAAGCAAUGAGUGAAGAGGCUCUGAAGUCAGUGUGUGACUCUUGCUCGACCACCUCGCUGCCCCCUCUUCCUCCACUCAGCUCAUCAUCUCUCGAUGCCGCUGCUGUCAGCAAUCAGCUGGAGCUGGAGAUGAGGUACUUGAUCUCCGAGCACAGGAAGGACUUGAACCUGACAACGGUCUGGGACGACCACAUGUCCUACCUGCUGUCCUCGGCCUUGUCAGCCUAUGAGAUGGAGCGCUGCACUGGGGUCUCAUGUGGAAAUGAGGAAUUUCAGGAUGCAAUCAGGAGGGCUGUCCCAGACGGGCACACCUUUAAAGGCUUCCCCAUCCACUUCCUGCACCGCAAUGCCCGAAGAGCUUUUUCCACAUGCCUCAAGUCGCGGUUCUGCGAGGAGAUAGUGUGUUGUCGCGGUGACCACGUGAGGCUCGCCCUUCGCGUUCGGGUCUUUAUUUAUCCAGAGAAUGUUUGUGCUGUUUGGUUCAUGUUUGCUUGUAAGUAUCGCUCUGUGCUCUGACAGCCUCAGGUUGAUGUCUGCUAUGAUGUCAAAAUUAUGAAUUUACAGCACCGUGUAUUGCACAUUGAGACUUUAUUUGGCAUUUUAUUCUAUACAAUAUGAUGAUCGAGAAAGUCACAGGUACAUUUGGGACCCUUUGAUACAGAUACUCUUUCUUUCAUCAUCCAGACAGGUUUUUGUCAGACUUGCUCUGCUUUUCAUGCUUUUUCGUUUUCAGCUGUAUUUAUAAACUUUUGUUGUAAAUAAAGCUUCAUACAUUUUAUGAAACGUUUGUAAGACAGCUGUUACUUACCCCUAUACAUACAGGUGUUAUUAUACUUUAUAUUUAUGAAA